CGUCGUCGGGGGCUCCCUCGCGGUGGCGCCGCGCCCCUGAGGAGACCCCCUCGGAGAGCACGGAGAGCCGGGCCAAGAUGCUGUCGCUGGUGCAGCUGCACCUGUGGGUGCUGGUGGCUGCUUCCUCGUGGGCGCCCGGCUGUGGCUGCCCGGAGCCGUGCGCCUGCGUGGACAAGUAUGCGCAGCAGUUUGCGGACUGUGCCUACAAGGACCUGCAGACGGUGCCGUCGGGGCUGCCCUCGAACGUGACCACGCUGAGCCUGUCUGCCAACAAGAUCGCGGCGCUGCCACGGGGCUCCUUCGUGGAGGUGACGCAGGUGACCUCGCUGUGGCUGGCCCACAACAAGAUUGGCGCUGUCGAGGAGGGCACCUUGGCCAUCCUGGUCCAGCUGAAGAACCUGGACGUCAGCCACAACCAGAUUGUGGACUUCCCCUGGCAGGACCUGUACAACCUCAGCGCCCUGCAGCUGCUGAAGAUGAACAACAACCGCAUGGCCCACCUGCCCGGGCAGGCCUUCCACACCCUGCGCGACCUGCGCUCGCUCCGCAUCAACAACAACCGCUUUGCCGACGUGGCCGAAGGCACCUUUGAGCCCCUCACCUCCCUGUCCCACCUGCAGAUCUACAACAACCCCUUCAACUGCACCUGCCGGCUCAUGUGGCUGAAGAACUGGACGGAAAGCACCUUGAUCUCCAUCCCAGAGAAGGACUCCAUCGCCUGUGCCUCUCCGGAGCCCUGGAAGGGGAUCCCCUUGGCCAAGAUCCCUUACUUGCACUGCACGCCCCCCACUGUGCAGCUGACCUACCACCCCAACCUGGAGCACACCCCGCUCUCUUAUGGGUUUGCCCUCACCUUGCAUUGCAACGCCGAGGGUCUUCCCCAGCCUGUGGUCAGCUGGAGGGUCCAGACAUUGGGCCAAACACUGGACAUCAAAGGGGUGGAAAGAGAUGGCAACCACCUGCCCUCUGAGAGCUCCUCAGGAGGAGAGCAAGAGAGGUUCCGGGCCUUCAGCAACGGCACCUUGGUGAUCCCCCACCUCAGCAAGAAAGAGGAAGGCACCUACACCUGCUUGGCCAGCAAUGAGGUGGGCAGCAACAAGUCCUCGGUUAAUGUGGCCGUGGCUGACUCCCCGAAGGACUCCAUCGGCCCACCUGGCCACCCCAAAGGCCAGCCGGAAGAUCGGAAGCCAGACAGAAAGGUCUCCAAGAACAGUGUGAUGAAGCCGGAUGAAAGGAUCAAGGGGCUCCCAUUGAGACCGACGCCCCGGAAUUAUUAUGUGGCUGAGGGCCCCCCCAGGAAUGGCACUGGCUCUGAAGGUGCGCCCUUCAAGCCCCCCCACUUUGAGAAGAAGUGUGGCUCCAGCGAGGUCACCCAGUACAUCUCCAACCAUGCCUUCAACCAGAGCGCUGACCUCAAGCCCCACAGCUUCGACCUGGGCGUCAUUGCCCUGGAUGUCUCCGAGAGGGAGGCCAAGGUGCAGAUUACACCCUUCUACACCCAGCCAGAGAAGGUGCACCUGAGGAGGCUCUACCUGUGCGAGGAGAGCCGGCAGGGCCACGCCUUGGUGCAGUGGUCCCAGAUUGAGGAAGGGGUGAACUCCUACUGGUUCCAAGGCCUGAGCCCUGGCACCAACUACUCGGUCUGCAUGACUUACGUGGGGGAGGACUGCCAGGUGCAGGUGGUCUUCACCACCAAGAAGGAGAUCCCGUCUCUCAUAAUCAUUGUGGUGGUGAGCGUCUUCCUGCUGGGGCUGGCCACCAUCCCUUUGUUGGGGGCCACCUGUUGCCACCUCCUCUCCAAGUACCAGGGCAAGACCUACAAGCUCAUCAUGAGGACCCAGAACCCUGACCAGAUGGAGAAGCACAUGGCAGCAGACUUCGAUCCCAGGGCUUCCUACCUCGAGUCGGAGAAGAAUUUCGACCCUAAUGAGGUGGAGGAAGGGGAGGUGGAGGAGGAGGAGGAUGGAGGGGAGGAAGAAAGGGAGGGGAGGGGGGCAGCUGGGGGAGGGCCGCUGAAAAGGGACGAGAGCCUGGUGGCCAGCUCCAUCCCUGAGUCCCACUCCAAAGCCAACCCCGAGGAGUUUGAAGGUGGCUCCGAGUACAGCGACCGGCUGCCUCUGGGCGCCGAGGCCGUCACCAUCUCCCAGGAGAUCAAUGGCAACUACCGGCAGCCGCCCCGCUGAGCCUUCCCGGUCCCUC
Messenger RNA from Elgaria multicarinata webbii, 2199 nucleotides. It is a transcript of the gene ISLR2, whose product is annotated as immunoglobulin superfamily containing leucine rich repeat 2. Gene Ontology annotation, molecular function: protein binding. NCBI's taxonomy places the organism in Eukaryota, Metazoa, Chordata, Lepidosauria, Squamata, Anguidae. The record is from RefSeq and is a predicted model, not a curated record. The transcript is spliced from 2 exons. Bases 78 to 2183 code for a protein of 701 amino acids.